AUGAAUGUAUCCGGCGUGGACGAGGACAGCUGGUGGAAGGACACCUUCGCGCCGCUCAUCGAGCUGUGGAGGUUGAUUGCCAACAGCAUCCCACGCCGCAUACAGAUCCGCCGCCCGCGAUUCAACUUCAUUACGGGCCACUACAUCUAUAUCAUCAGUGCCACCUUCAUCUUCUCAUGGAUUGUCUACCCGGGAGGCCCUCACGAUUCCAGCGACGAGGCUACGUACAUGCACUAUAUCGAUGCUCUCUUCUUCGGUGCUGGAACCGCCACGCAAUCUGGCUUGAACACCAUUGACGUCAACGCCUUGCACCUCUACCAGCAAAUAACGUUCAUGCUGGGAUCAUGUGUCUGCACUCCUGUCUUCGUCAACACCAUUGUCGUCUUCGUCCGCCUGUACUGGUUCGAAAAGAGAUUCGAACACAUCGUCAAGGACAUUCGGGAGCAGCGGAAGAACAAGACUCCGAGCCGCAGUCGAAGUCAGAUGCGAGCCGAUCCUGUACACGACGAUCCGGAUGCACUGGAAAGAGGUGUCAAUGGGCGGCCAAUACAGGUAGUACGGGACAACGUGCAAGCUACGAGGACUGACAACGACGAUGCAACGGACGAAGAGCACGCCAAAGCGGAGGAAUUCGCUGAAAAGCACGGCAUUGAGACCACACAAGCUGUGACUCCCUCCCCAGAAGGCAGUCAAAAAGACAAUGACCCCCAGAACGAGAAGUCUGCCCAUACAGAACAGGACCGCGAAUCGGGCUCAGAUGAUACUAUCACAGACCCUGCAGUUCAGGAAGGUCAGAAAGCUGGCCAACACACCCCACCACAAUCACCAGACGAGGAACCUCAAACACCCUUUCUUGGUCUCAAACGAGAAAUCACCUUUGCCGAUGAGGUGCCUCCCAGCGGCAGGCAGUCUCCCACGCUCGAACGCGUUUCAGAACGCCGGGAUUCGUCAAAGCACAUCGAGUUUCUAGAGCGUCAGAACAAGCAUCGAAAGGAAGGUGGUGCUCUUUACAUCCCAGGACCGCGAGAGCUGGACGAAGGCGCGAAGAUCGAACCUCUUGAUCGUGAUCGUGCAUUGCGACGGCUCAAUACUCACAAUUCAGCCAUAUCUCGCCCAGAAAGCACCAGAAGCAGAAGCAUCGACGCACGUGUUGAGAAUGCCGACACGGAGAAUCAUCCAGUUCGACGUGGUAUUACCAUUGACGAGCCGGAUCAUCCCGGUCACCGCAACCACGACGAUGCCGCUUCAACCUCAGGGAACGACCAUGGCAAAGGUCCGCUCUUCCGUCGUGGACACAGCAAAGGGAUCAGUAUUAGUGAUGCACCUCGUAGCUUUGCCCGGACGUUUUCUAACCUCACCGCCUCUCGAACCAGGGAGAGGAAUGACGAUCCAAUGCCGUACCUCAGCUGGACAGCCACUACGGGCCGCAACAGUGCGUUUCUUGGACUGAGCCAAGAACAACGCGAGGAGUUAGGUGGUAUCGAAUACCGCUCCCUCAAGACGUUGGCUUGUAUUCUUAUCGGCUACUUUGUCGGUUUCCACCUUUUGGCAAUGCUGAUAUUCUUGCCGUGGAUCUUGAGAGACGGCUAUUACCGCGACAUUCUCGAAAACACCUGGCUGCAAAGUCCAGUCUGGUGGGGCUUCUUUACCCCAGCCUCUCUGUUCAACGAUCUAGGCCUCACCCUCACGCCAGACUCGAUGAUCAGUUUCCAGGAUGCCAUCGUGCCGCUUCUCUUCGGCUCGUUCUUCAUCAUCAUCGGCAACACUGGCUUCCCCUGCAUGCUACGAUUCAUCAUCUGGACCUUGAGCAAGUUUGCCUUUCGUGGAACCCCGUUGUGGGAGGAGCUGCGCUUCUUGCUUGAUCAUCCUCGGCGCUGCUUUACGCUGCUCUUCCCGUCCAAGGCUACGUGGUGGUUGUUCUGGGUUCUUGUCGGUCUAAACGGCAUCGACUUGAUCUUCUUCAUCAUCCUUGAUCUCAACGAGUCCGUGGUCGAGGACAUGCCAGCCGGUAUUCAAGUGCUGAACGGCUGGUUCCAAGCGACAUCCACGCGAACGGCAGGUUUCGCAUCAGUCACACUUUCAGAACUUCACGCCGCCAUCCAGGUCAGCUACAUGGUCAUGAUGUACAUUUCGGUCUUUCCAAUCGCUAUCUCCGUGCGUAGGACGAACGUCUACGAAGAGAAGUCUCUGGGUAUCUUUGGUGGCGAAGAAGAGGGAGGCGAAGAGAGUCAGAGCUACGUCAGCCAGCAUUUGCGUCGACAGCUGUCCUUCGAUUUGUGGUACAUCUUCUUGGGACUCUUCAUCAUCUGCAUUGUCGAGGGAGAUCGGAUCGCCAACACCAAUCAAUACGCUUUUACGACGUUCAGCGUGCUGUUUGAGAUCGUCUCAGCGUACGGCACUGUUGGACUCUCGCUCGGCUAUCCUGGAAUCAACGCCUCCUUCUCGGCCGAGUUCAGAGUCAUCAGCAAACUCAUCAUCAUCGCCAUGAUGAUUCGUGGCCGUCACCGUGGUCUGCCAUACGCUCUCGAUCGCGCGAUCUUACUCCCCAGCGAGAAGCUUCAACAAAAGGAAGCAGAGGAUGCCGAGCUCCGGAACCAGCGUCGCAGGAGUACAUUCGCAGAAGGACCCACUGACCCCAAAGAGCUCAACCGCAGCCAGACGUGGUCGUCGCGUGGUCCGCUGGACGAGUCUGGUCUCCCCCUGCAAAACACCGGCAUCGACCCCGCCAUGACAGCCGGUGCUGGCGGCGAACGCAAUGCAGAUACGAUGCACCGGAUGAACACCCGCCGAUCCACCGCCCUGAGCACUCACAGUCAAACUGGAGGCAAGCACAAGCACAGCAAGAGUCUGACGGGCAUCGCUCUGGGUGCUUUGAAUGCUGGACCGACCAUCUCGAAUCAUGAUUAG
This is a messenger RNA of Zasmidium cellare ATCC 36951, 2907 nucleotides long. RefSeq lists its product as uncharacterized. Gene Ontology annotation, cellular component: plasma membrane. Gene Ontology annotation, molecular function: high-affinity potassium ion transmembrane transporter activity. The transcript has a single exon. The record is from RefSeq and is a predicted model, not a curated record. Gene Ontology annotation, biological process: potassium ion import across plasma membrane; intracellular potassium ion homeostasis. Lineage: Eukaryota; Fungi; Ascomycota; Dothideomycetes; Mycosphaerellales; Mycosphaerellaceae. The coding region runs from base 1 to 2907 and encodes 968 amino acids.